This is a messenger RNA of Daldinia vernicosa, 447 nucleotides long. RefSeq lists its product as uncharacterized. The annotation marks the transcript as partial. The transcript has a single exon. Lineage: Eukaryota; Fungi; Ascomycota; Sordariomycetes; Xylariales; Hypoxylaceae. The record is from RefSeq and is a predicted model, not a curated record.
GCGGUUUAGACCGAGGCGGCUAUCCCAGCAGCCCAGUGUAAGUGGCCCAAUAUUCCAGUCGAGUUUAAUGACAGCUAAAACUGCCCCAACCCAGCAAAGAUGCCCAAGUUUUUUCUUGAUUUUUUUUCUUCGUUUCCUGUUCAACGUGAAGAGCUCCGUCUUAUGUACGUACAUAGGGAGCUAUGCUUUACGGACACCCCUGCUUAAGAAGCCCGCCCAAUUUCGUCAGAUUGAUGAAGGGUAUAGCCUCUCGACUGCGAAUAACUCGUACAUACCUCUUACCUAUAUACAAAUAUUGGCGAUUGCGAUGGUAGGUAUUUGUCUUCUUGCAUAUAGAUAGAGUAAACAGAUGCGUACUCGGUGCUUGGUUUAUGAAAAGUAUGCAACAUCCUAUUAGGAGGUAUCAGUUGGUUUUGGAUGUCUACUCUCACCUACACACGCACACAC